AUGGCGACCCUUCAGACCCAAACCGCUGCAGUCAUCACUCCCACGGCUCCUGCCUCCGCCAAGGUGGAGGUGCAAAGCAACCGGCCCAUCCCCAUUCCAGGAAAUGGAGAAAUCCUCGUGAAACUCGAGUUCUCUGGGGUGUGCCAUUCGGAUUUGCACAGCAUUCGGGGGGACACGCCUAUGUUGACUGAUGUGGCUGGUCAUGAGGGCAUUGGGAAGGUCAUUGGCGUUGGUCCCGAGGUUGACGAGAAGCAAUGGAUUGGAACGCGUGUGGGAAUCAGAUGGCUCUAUAGCUCUUGUCGACAGUGCGAGAUUUGCGAGAUCAACCAUACCGCUUGUCCGUAUCAGAAGAAUGCUGGUGCUAAUGUACCUGGUACUUUCCAGCAAUACAUCGUCAGUCCAGCGCGCCAUGUGACGAAGAUCCCGGAGCAGCUAUCUCCAGAUACUGCAGCGCCCCUUCUGUGUGCUGGAAUUGCUAUGUACUCUUCAAUAAUGAAGACCAAAACUCGCCCGGGGGACUAUCUCGCCAUCCUCGGCGCCGGGGGUGGCCUAGGGCACAUGGGUAUCCAAAUCGCUGCCAAGAAAGGCCUCAAGGUCAUUGCAAUUGACAGCGGAGAAAAGAAAAAGCAACUCUGUCUCUCACUAGGCGCCACGGAAUUCCUUGACUUUCGGGAAGUCGAUAUCGUGCAAGCAGUCAAGACAAUCACGAGCUUUGGAGUGCAUGCCGUGAUCUGCACUGCAAAUGGUGAGCGGGCAUAUGAGCAAAGCAUGCGAAUGCUUCGACCUCUGGGAACGCUGGUCUGCGUUGGUAUUCCCGAUGAGCCCUUCAAACUCCCAGCUACUCCCUUUGAUAUGAUUGUCAAGGGGCUCACUAUUGUGGGCAAUUCAGCGGGCACGGCAGAGGAAAUGGAUGAGGUUUUGACCAUGGCUGUUGCUGGCGAUGUGAAAGCGCAUAUUGAGGUCUUUGGCUUGGAAGAGAUCAAUGAUGUGUUGGAUCGUCUUGAGCGCUCGGAGAUCGAUGGUAGGGUUGUUUUGAGGAUUCCCGAGUAG
Molecule: messenger RNA, 1050 nt
Organism: Penicillium nucicola
Lineage: Eukaryota; Fungi; Ascomycota; Eurotiomycetes; Eurotiales; Aspergillaceae
Product: zinc-dependent alcohol dehydrogenase
Exons: 9
Coding region: 1-1050 (349 amino acids)
Molecular function (GO): zinc ion binding; oxidoreductase activity
Source: RefSeq, a predicted model, not a curated record